Molecule: messenger RNA, 438 nt
Organism: Pedinophyceae sp. YPF-701
Lineage: Eukaryota; Viridiplantae; Chlorophyta; Pedinophyceae
Source: the annotation of a GenBank genome assembly
AUGUGCGACGACAGAGGUCGCUUCGUGUACGAGGACGGCAUCAUCACGCGCACGAGCCGUCAGGGGCGCAGGAGCUGCGACGAUGAGACCGCGCACGUGGCUGAGCAGCAGCAGGGCGACGCAUCAGCUGGGAGCACGCAGGUGUCCGAACGUGAGCUGCGGACGCCGGAGAACGACGGGGGUGAGGCGCGUGAGGUGGACGGGCGAUCGGACGAGGUCACGCAGGCGGACACCGCGGGGGCCGCUGUUGGCGGAGUGACUGCUGAAGACAACGACACACAGGUCACGCAGGCGGACACCGCGGGGGCCGCUGUUGGCGGAGUGACUGCUGAGGACAACAACGACACACAGGUCACGCAGGCGGACACCGCGGGGGCCGCUGUUGGCGGAGUGACUGCUGAAGACAACAACAACGACACACAGGUGCGCGGUCGCUGA